AUGAUGGUUGAAAGGAUCACUUUAUACUGGUGGGAUACAUGUCCGUCCGCCCAGCGGGUGAUUAUUGCGCUCGAAGAGGCCAAAGCUGAUUAUAUCAAGUACGAAGUCGACCCUUGGAACAAGCCAGAGUGGUAUGUUCCAAAGGUGAACCCUGCCACUGGCAAAAUCCCAGCACUCACAUACGGAGGCCCCCCAGUCGACCCCUCGAACCCAUCCCCCGAAUCAGCAAAACUCACCGAAUCCCUCGUUUUACUCGAGUUUAUCGCCGAUUUAUACCCCGACUCGGGACUGUUGUCCGCGAACCCCGUUGAACGUGCCCAUGCGCGGUUCAUCACCGAUGUCUUUCACACCAAGGUUUUCGAUGCGUUUUAUGGCAUCAUAUGGGGUGGAGGGUCUCCGGAUACAUUGUACGAUGGUUUGAUGGCCUUGCAGGACCAGCUGCAAGCGCAUCUCAAGUCUGGUCCGUUCUUGGGUGGCGACAAGAUUAAUAUCGCGGAUGCUGCCGUGGCCCCCUUUCUCGCUCGUAUCCGUACACACUUUCAUAACGGCGUGGGUAUCUGGGAGGACGGACAAGGCAAAAAUAUAUAUGCCGAGAUAUUCGAGAACGAGCGGUUUGGGACGUUGCAGAAGUAUACCGAGGCAUUGCUGAGUAGGGACACGGUUAAAAACAGCUUCCCAGAGGACAAGUACCUUGGCCAAGUCAAGACGUAUAUUGAAAGUAAGGGAAAAGGAAAGGCGUGA
This is a messenger RNA of Rhizoctonia solani, 741 nucleotides long. RefSeq names its product glutathione S-transferase. The record is from RefSeq and is a predicted model, not a curated record. Bases 1 to 741 code for a protein of 246 amino acids. Gene Ontology annotation, cellular component: cytoplasm. The transcript has 4 exons. Lineage: Eukaryota; Fungi; Basidiomycota; Agaricomycetes; Cantharellales; Ceratobasidiaceae.